This is a messenger RNA of Gavialis gangeticus (Gharial), 2726 nucleotides long. It is a transcript of the gene PEX2, whose product is annotated as peroxisomal biogenesis factor 2. The transcript has a single exon. NCBI's taxonomy places the organism in Eukaryota, Metazoa, Chordata, Crocodylia, Gavialidae. The coding region runs from base 1181 to 2131 and encodes 316 amino acids. Gene Ontology annotation, biological process: protein import into peroxisome matrix. Gene Ontology annotation, molecular function: zinc ion binding. The record is from RefSeq and is a predicted model, not a curated record. Gene Ontology annotation, cellular component: peroxisomal membrane.
GCUGAGGAAAUGAGGCCAUAAAUGAGGUCACGCUGAGGAAAAGGGUGGGAAGCACUGCUCUAGAGAGUCUUAUUCUUUCCCUACCUGACUGAUUUAGUAGGUAAAACAUACUAACCCCAGAAACUAUUAAUUCAUAUUGGUCUGGUUUGCCAGGAAUCCAGCUCAGAAUCCAAAACCUGUACACUUAACAACCAACAAGGCUGGCUAAUACCUCAAUUUAAUAUAUGUUUAAAAAAAAAAGUAGUAAUCAGGCAUGCCCAGUGGACUACUUCAUUAUCUGAGAAGUUAUGUCAUGGCUUUUAUGCAAAAUUGUUUUGAUUUUGCACUGCAUACUACUACUUUUUUUUGUUUUUCCUUUUCAAAUGGUAUGACAUGAUCUUAUUGACCAAGCAAAUCUCUCAUUGUAAAACUCAGGGAAGAAGACUGCAUUAGUUGAUGUUACUAGUGUACAUUAAUCAUCUUGCCAGAAAAUUUGUUAUACAGCUGGUAGCAAAACUCUGCACCUGUCAAAAGAGAUUAGAAAAUACAUGCAGGCUUCUGUGAUGUAUUGUAAGAUAAUUUAAGUUCAAGCACUGAAUAUUUAUUUGAUCUCAUUUAGAAUCUUUUAUAAACAGAACAUAUCGCUGUCUUUAAAGCAUUGUCAUUCCCAAUUUGUUUUCAGCCUUUUUUUUUUUUUUCCAUAUGUGUAGUUUUCAUAUCUCCUAAAAUACAUUUUUCAUUAUCAGGUUGAGUUGGGCAGGUACAUCAAGGUUUCUCUUUGCUACCCUCCCUUAAGAUUUUACUUACUGUACUCAUUUGCCCCAUUACGUUCCAUAAGAUACUUUAUAGUUUUACAAUUCCUGUUCCUGAUACUCCUCCUAUUUUUAAUACUCAGUCAAUCUCUUAGAGUCAGGAAAUAUGUUCACUUUCACAGUAAAAUGUUAAGUCUUUGAGAAAGAAUGUAAAUAGCUGAAAGAGACUGUAGCCUUCUGCAUAGCCAAAUGAAUGUGUUAAAUCUGGAGAAGUAGCUCAGUUUAAAGAUGGAAGUUAUGUUUUUAAUGUAACACUUCUUAAAUAGUGCUGGUUGCAGUGCAUAAUGCCAUGCUGAUAUUGCCUGAAGAGAAGGCCCUGUUAUUUGUUUAAUGUUGGUAUUUCACAAUUUUGUAUGAACUUCAUUAAAGACAUGUAUAAACAAUAGGAAAUGUUAAAUUUCAGAAUAACUUAUUUGAAUUUCUUCCUAGAAGACAGUGGUGAAGACAUGGCUGCUAGUGACAGUAAUGCCGAGAGUGUAAAUCCCGUGCUCAGAAUAAGUCAGCUGGAUGCUCUUGAACUAAACAAAGCCCUGGAGCAAUUGGUUUGGUCUCAGUUUACCAACUGUUUUCAUGGAUUUAAACCAGGGGUGCUGGCACAUUUUGAACCAGAAGUAAAAGCAUUUUUAUGGCUUUUCCUAUGGAGAUUCACCAUCUAUUCUAAAAAUGCAACUGUGGGACAAACUAUUCUGAAUAUUCGGUAUAAAAAUGACUUGUCUCAGACAGAGAAAUACCAGCCAUUGAGCAAACACCAGAAAUUAUGGUAUCUUAUUUGCAGUGUUGGUGGAAGGUGGUUGGAAGAAAGAUGCUAUGAUUUAUUCAGAAAUCGUCACCUGGAGUCUUUCUGCAAAACCAAACUUUUUAUUAAUUUUGUUGCUGGACUUAUAAAAAUUGGUGGACUACUAAACUUUCUGGUCUUUCUUCAGAAUGGAAAAUUUGCAACACUGACAGAACGUAUUUUAAGAAUUAGAUCAGUUUUUUGUAGGCCUCAGAAUGUUCGCCAAAUAGGAUUUGAGUACAUGAACAGAGAGCUUUUAUGGCAUGGCUUUGCUGAAUUUCUAAUCUAUCUCCUGCCUCUUAUUAACAUGCAGAAGCUGAAAGUCAGAAUUUCUUCUUGGUGUUUACCUGUUGCAGGCCUUUCCAAUAGCGAAAACACUUUAGUAAACCAUUGCAAGGAAUGUUCUGUAUGUGGAGAAUGGCCUACUAUGCCUCACACCAUAGGCUGUCCACAUGUUUUCUGCUACUAUUGUAUUAAAAGCAACUAUUUAUUUGACAUGUAUUUUACCUGUCCCAAGUGUGGUAUGGAGGUACACAGUCUUCAGCCAUUGAAAUAUAAAAAUUGAAAUGACAGAAGUAUACUCCCUCUAGAGUUUUUCUGCACUGCACACGAAGUGCACACUUUAUUCUAAAGUGCAGAAUCCUCGGAACCACUGUUAAGUCGAUCUUUUUUAAUUGUUUGUUUAUAGCAGAACUUUUUCUGUGUUAUUUUCAAUAGAUUAAAGUCCAUAUUGCUAUUAAUUUCUAUGUACAAAUGAUAAAGCGUAAUUUAACAAUGAUUCCAAUAUCAGAGGUCAGUGGGACUAUAUUAUUUGUAGUUAUAUACAUAUUUAAUCAUUUUAAUCAGCUGCCUUACAUAAUCAUUAUAGAAAACUUUCAGAUGUUAUAAAGAUAAUUCAUGCAGCAGACUCACCACAUCACCUGAAGAAAAUGGAGAGCUGUAAAGCAGGAAAUAGUAGGAAAAACCUGUUCACAUUCACUCUAUUGUAGACAUGCUUGCAAGUAUGUCAUUCAGUGUCAUUCAGACUUCUUUUUUUUUGCAAAUGUGUGCUGUUAAUCCAGUGUUGUUCAGUCACUUUAAAAUAUGCACAGCAGUAAAUCGUAUCCCAAUGAUUGCUUCAUUUCUCUGGAUACACCAUUUCAGUGAAUGCCCCUUCACCU